AUGCCUGAGGUACUUUUAGCUAUAUCCAUUAUUAAAGUACAAAAAUAUGAUGGCACUUUUGUUAACAUGCGAGCUCUUAUAGACCAGGGCUCCCAAACUUCGCUUAUCACCGAAAAUGCAGCUCAAGUACUCGGUCAACCUAGAUCAAGAUGUCAGGGGGUGAUAUCAGGGGUAGGUGCAAAAGAGAGCAACUAUAUGCCACGCAAAUACGUGCGUAAAGCAGGGGCACGACCUCGAGCGACGUGGACAGAAGAUGCCCUUAUAGAGGCCUUUGAAGAGCUGAGGCAAAAUAAAUAUGGAAAACACCCAGUUCUGGAUUUCGAAAAUGAAAAACGGCUUGUCGCACACAUCCAAAAACUAGAGAUUGCAGGGUUUCCUGUAACACGAGAUACGGUACAAAGACUAGCUUUUCAAUUCGCAGAAAAACUUGGAGAACAUCCCACACUGGACUUUGACAACGAGAAACGUCUCGUAGCGCACAUACAAAAAUUAGAAAAGGCAGGAUUUCCCACAACACGACAGGAUGUAAGAAGACUCGCUUUUGAAUUUGCCGAGAAACUGGGUUUGGAAAAUUCUUUUAAGAAAGAGACACGUAUGGCUGGUCAGCACUGGCUCAAAUCAUUUCUUGAACGACACCCAGAACUCAGUAUUCGCCAGGCAGAAGGUUUGUCUAUUGCAAGGGCUCAAGGAUUAAAUCGAGAUGAAGUAAACAAAAUGUUUGAAUUGUUGCUAAAAGUACUAACUGAAAAUGAAGCGCGUCGCGAGCUGAAAGAAAUGGAGGAGGAGGCUAAAGAGAUGACUUCACGGCGUAAUUUGAAUGAAAACGAAAUACAAGAUAUUCUUUUGGAGGGGGAAGAUGGAGACGACUUGGUUUUGGGCGAGGCGUCAGAAGAUGAACAAGAUGAAAUUAUUGAAGACAUCCGCUUGGAGGAGGAUGUAGAGAUAGUCCCCCCCAACGUCAACCCAGAGGAGAAUGAUUUUGUUCCGUCUAGCACGCGACCUUCAUUUAUUCGUGAUACCUCAAUAACAGAGUUGAAAGCCCUGUUUGGUCUAUUCUAUUUAGCUGGUGUGCCGAAAAUUAAUCAUUUAACCGUCAAAGAAAUAUUUGAUAAUACAGAUAGAUGCACUUACCUGAAGAAUCUGGCUUUUGAUCUCAUAAAACCUCACCUAGAAGAGAGAUUUAUGUACCGAACUUUGCCAACGUCCCUACAGCUAAGUAUCGGAGAUAUACUGGGCAAACAACGACCAAUAGCUACAGAAACCUCUUCAACUCCGAAAUCUGGAAGGUGUUACUUCUGCCUAAGGUCAAAAGAUCGUAAAUCUCGUGUACAAUGCACCAAGUGCAAACUUUUUAUUUGUAAUGACCACCAAAGCAAAAUAUGCCAAAAUUGUCUUACAAUAAAAGUGAGUCAAGUUCAUCUCAGGCGUGUUUCCUUCGUGAAUCCUGAUUAUGGUCUACCCAGCAGAAAAACUUUAUCGGAAAAAAAUAUUCCUGAGGAGUAUCAUGCUGCAUGUUCUGCAGUUGUAAAUAUGCUACAUUCAGAAGAAUACGUAGCUGCUACUACAGAUAUGUGGACUUCAGACAGUAAUAAAGCAUAUCUUACUGUUACAAUACACUUCAUAUAUAACUCAAAACUGAUUUCACAAACUAUCAGUACCACAGAAGUUAUGGAGGAGCAUUCUUCUAUUAUUUUAUCAAAUGUGCUCAAGUCUACGUUUGAUGAG
Messenger RNA from Brenthis ino (lesser marbled fritillary), 1725 nucleotides. NCBI's taxonomy places the organism in Eukaryota, Metazoa, Arthropoda, Insecta, Lepidoptera, Nymphalidae. The record is from the annotation of a GenBank genome assembly.